Histoplasma capsulatum G186AR is the source of this 1654-nucleotide messenger RNA. RefSeq names its product phosphoserine phosphatase. The transcript has 5 exons. Gene Ontology annotation, biological process: dephosphorylation; L-serine biosynthetic process. Gene Ontology annotation, cellular component: cytoplasm. Gene Ontology annotation, molecular function: magnesium ion binding; L-phosphoserine phosphatase activity. NCBI's taxonomy places the organism in Eukaryota, Fungi, Ascomycota, Eurotiomycetes, Onygenales, Ajellomycetaceae. The coding region runs from base 1 to 1302 and encodes 433 amino acids. The record is from RefSeq and is a predicted model, not a curated record.
AUGGCUAACACACUCUCCGUCCGUAGAGGUCAUCCUAUUUUAUGCCACAGGUCGCUCUCAGAUGGAUCAUUUAUCCAAGAUCAUUAUCAUUGCAAAGCCUCCUCAUACAAGCCCACAAACCCAUCUCCUAGCCCUCACGAACCGGUUGUCCACUCAAUAUCACCGACUGGUCACCCACCCAGUGCGCAGGUCUCCGUCAAGGACAGUGGAAUUGUGUACAGCAUCUUCAGAGGGUACCUCAGCACUAUCCCCCCUCCAAUCACUCCCAAAUCAGUUGCUACAAUUUUCUACAAGGGUUCUCAAGAAUCUCCAGCUUUUGCAUCAGAAACAUUAGAUUGUCUCUAUGGCUCAUAUGUCUCAGAGUUAUGUCUCACAAGUUUUCUGCAGAUAAUGGAGAAGCUAUCCACUCCUUAUCAGCAGAUGAGCAGCUCUCAUCGCUGCUUGGAUGAAGAGAAUCAGCCAAGAGUGGUAGAAGUGACAAUGGGUCCUCCUCCGAACCCAGAGUAUCUAUCCUUUGAAGAUAUGCGGAAACAUGAGAAUAUAUGGAAAUUUGAGCAGGAAUGGAAUGUGGAAGUCGUCUUGCAGAAAGAAAGUGUGUUUCGCAGACAUAAGCGGUUAGCUGUUUUUGAUAUGGAUAGUACUCUCAUUCAAGAGGAGGUCAUUGAUGAGAUUGCCAGGUUUAUUGGUUUGGAGAAAGAAGUUUCAGAAUUAACUAUGCUUGCAAUGAAUGGUGAGCUUGACUUCCCAGCUUCCUUAAAAGCUCGUGUGGGCCUCCUAAAGGGUGUACCUGCAGAUGUUUUUGAAAGGCUGAAGUCCACUAUUACUAUCUCACCUGGUGCCCGCGAGCUUUGCAGUGCCCUAAAAACCCUAGGAUACAAGAUGGCCGUUGUGAGCGGCGGCUUUCAACCCCUUGCAGAUUGGUUGGCCGGUGAAUUAGGGCUGGACUAUGCCUUUGCCAAUCAUCUCGAAAUCGACAAUAUCACUCAAUCCCUGACUGGUAACCUUAUUCCAGGGUAUCCAAUCAUUGACGCUGCACGAAAACGACAUAUACUGCACACCCUUGCUGCUGACAAUGGCAUUUCCAUGAUGCAAACGCUGGUGGUUGGUGAUGGUGCGAACGAUCUCCUCAUGCUGAAAGAAGCUGGGUUGGGUGUGGCAUGGAGGGCGAAGGCCAAGGUACAGCUGGAAGCACCAACUAGGCUUAAUGGCACGUCACUCAAGGAUAUUUUGUACCUGCUGGGAUUACAGGAGGAGGAUAUCAAAGAACUGAUUGUGGCUGGAAAGACAAGAAAGGCAGGUUAGUUUAAAAAGUCGUGAGCUGACUUUCUGAUCAGUUUGUUGCUAAAUAAAUAUCAUUCACACUAAGUGUGAUUAGCAAACAAUCUACAUAAGAUGAUUACGAGAGGCUUUAUCUCCAACCCACGAAUUUUUAUACCGCAGCAUAAUAAAAAAAGGCCAAUGGUGUAGUGAGUGAAAUACAGCGAGUCCUCCGAAACCUAAUCAUCUACCUAUUUCCAAACAUAAAUCUAUUCCCAAGGAUAUCUUGUCAGUCAACAGUUCAGUGUACCAACCUUGCAGUUUCUGUUGGCUCUAGGCUUUCUAUUACGUACUAGCACAACGCACACAUAUAUGCCACAGCUGCCUACAUGCUAAU